AUGACAAAGACAGGUGGUGUCACUCGUAGAGAGGCCCGAAAGGGCGUCAAAAAGUCAAAGGACUUGAUGGCAUUUUCCCAUGAUGUCCCCUUGUCGCCAUCUCCUAGAGACCACCGCCAGCGGAAGCUAGCAUCCAUACUGGCCGGCCUCAACCAUCUUCGUGCGCCGGUAGUGUCCUGCCUGAAUGCAUUCCAUCUUUGGUCUGAAGUUGGUAAAAAGGUGAUUUGCACAUUGGUGACCCUGCUCUUUGCGAUCCCUGGCCUUGACUGGUCGAAUCCAACAGACCACCUGGAGCUCUUUUGCGGGAAGGGAGAGGUCACCAUGGCAGAAUUGGAGGUCAAGAGGUUCGACUGGAAGAUCAAGGAGUUUGGCCAAGGGAUGGCAAAGUGUCGCACACGUGUCCUAAAGUCCCACGGCAAGAUGGCACGAAGCUUUGCCCGGGCUUCCCAGCUGUCUGCAAACAAGGCAGACACCCGCAAGCGUGUCAAUUCGGCCUGGACCAAAGGGGCCCAGCUUGAGAGUGUCAUCAACUUCUUGUCUCACUAG
Cladocopium goreaui is the source of this 546-nucleotide messenger RNA. NCBI's taxonomy places the organism in Eukaryota, Dinophyceae, Suessiales, Symbiodiniaceae. The record is from the annotation of a GenBank genome assembly.